Molecule: messenger RNA, 856 nt
Organism: Microbotryum saponariae
Lineage: Eukaryota; Fungi; Basidiomycota; Microbotryomycetes; Microbotryales; Microbotryaceae
Source: the annotation of a GenBank genome assembly
AUGACACUUCUUCUACAGACUCGCCCGUCCCGCCCCAUCUGUCGUCGAACCCGUCCCCAGCUCGCGACUUCAUCCAAAGGUCUUCCUUUGUCCGAUGCUGUACUGCAGUGGCUGUCGGAAGAUCCGAGGGAAGAGCUCACGGACGCCCGGUUGCCGCUUUCAUCUCCGGAUCCGUUCGAGGCCCAUGUGGACCUUCGUCUCGAGAAGCUGGUCGGGACAGGACAUACAGCCGGCGGCUGGCUGGCAAAACCGAUGCGAAUCAACGGGCCGUCGCCAAGUUCAUCGUCAUCGUCGUCGUCGCCCGAUCCCGCAAUCAUCCUCGUUGACGGUCCCGAUCCCACGUCGACUUACUUUUUGAAGCUGGUGACGUAUGAAAAUGUUGGGUCGGUGAUUCGUGAAUCGCUCUUCUUCCAACGUGUUUUCCCCCACCUUCCCGAGCACCUUCGAAGCCAUCUGCCGCGUUAUCACGGCACCUAUCGAGGGCGCGAUGGCAACGGAUACGCGUUAAUGUUCGAGUACGUGGGAACGGUCAUGAGUUUUGCCGACUUCUACGCGACGGGUGGACAAUGGUCGUGAGUUUAUUUUGUGGUGGGGAGGGGGGACUCGGAGAGGCGGACCUCGAGUUUCUGACGCCUUGACGCGGGUCCAAUGGACUUGAAUCUAGUGAGAACGCUGACCGGCCCACUCUUCCUUCUUUCACUCUCAUUUGAGGUACAGCGAGAUCGAGGAGGCCUUGCACCGAAUCGGAAUCGUUCAUAACGACGUCAGCGACGGCAACGUUCUGCGUCGACCCGACGAUGGGGGCUUUUGCUUCGUUGAUUGGGGACGCUCGUAUCUAAAGCCUCGCAAAGUCUGA